AAAAAAAAAGUGAAAAAGGGGGAAAAGAAAAAAAAAAACCCUCCUCCCGUAUUUUACGGUAGGGGCGUGAAGAGGGCUGCGCUUAAAGCGACGGACUGAAGUUUACAAACAAAAAUAUUUGUGUUUUUUUUUGUAUGUUUUAAGGCGGUGUGGACUCACGUUUUUUGUUUUGAGUCGACAAAAUGGGAAAUUGCCACACGGUCGGACCGAACGAGGCCCUCGUUGUUUCAGGUGGCUGCUGUGGCUCGGAUCAGAAGACGUAUGUCGUGGGGGGCUGGGCUUGGGCCUGGUGGCUCAUCUCUGACAUCCAGAGAAUGUCUCUGGAGAUUAUGACCAUCCUCUGUCGCUGUGAGAAUAUCGAAACCUCGGAGGGUGUUCCCUUGGCUGUGACAGGGGUGGCUCAGGUGAAGGUGAUGACGGAAAACGAACUGCUGGGCUUCGCCUGUGAACAGUUCCUGGGGAAGUCUGUGAUGGAGAUCAAGAGCGUCAUCCUGCAGACCCUGGAGGGUCACCUGCGUGCCAUCCUUGGUACCCUCACAGUUGAACAGAUUUACCAGGACAGAGACAAGUUUGCGUCUCUGGUGAGGGAGGUGGCUGCUCCUGAUGUUGGCCGAAUGGGCAUCGAGAUCCUCAGCUUCACCAUCAAGGAUGUUUACGAUAAAGUGGAGUACCUGAGCUCCCUGGGGAAAACGCAGACAGCCGCAGUGCAGAGGGACGCAGACAUCGGCGUGGCAGAGGCAGAGAGAGAUGCAGGCAUCAGGGAAGCUGAGUGUAAGAAAGAAAUGAUGGACGUCAAAUUCGUCGCAGACACAAAGAUGGCCGACUCCAAACGAGAGCUGGAGAUGCAGAAAGCCUCCUUCAACCAGGAAGUGAACACAAAGAAAGCAGAGGCUCAGCUGGCGUAUGAGCUGCAGGCGGCCAAGGAGCAGCAGAAGAUCCGUCUGGAGGAGAUCGAGAUCGAGGUGGUGCAGAGGAAGAAGCAGAUCACUAUCGAGGAGAAGGAGAUCGAUCGAACUGAAAAGGAGCUCAUUGCAACCGUGAGGAGACCUGCAGAGGCUGAAGCCUACAAGAUGCAGCAGCUGGCCGAGGGACAGAAGAUCAAGAAGGUGCUGACGGCGCAGGCAGAAGCUGAGAAGAUCCGUUGCAUUGGUGAGGCUGAAGCAGCUUCUAUUGAAGCUGUGGGCAAAGCAGAGGCUGAGAAGAUGAGGCUGAAGGCUGAAGCCUACCAGCAGUACGGAGAAGCUGCCAAGACGGCGCUGGUGCUGGACGCUCUGCCUAAGAUUACCAGUAAGGUGGCUGCUCCUCUGGCCAAGACCAGCGAGAUCGUCAUCCUGAGUGGCGAAGGCAGCCGCGUCACCGGAGAGGUGACUCGACUUCUAGCUGAACUCCCCGUCUCCGUCAACGCCCUCACUGGGGUAGAUCUGACCAAGAUCCCUCUGCUCCAGAAGAUGACCGGCCCACAAUGCCAAGCGGCUGUGUGAUGUAUGAGACAGUGAGGCCUGAAGCAUGAAGACGCUUCUCAGUCAGAUAAUCCCUCGUUGCAACUGCCUUCAACCAGAAAUACUUGACACCAACCAAGUUUUUUUUUGUUUUGUUUUUUUCAAACAAUUUUUAAGUGAAUUUUAGUUUUGUAUAGGAAAAAGAAAUAUUGGCAUCAAGCUGUAUCUAAGCUUGGUUUUAGUUCGUCCUCAUUCUCCUUAGCUAAGAUGCUGCUGCUUAUUCACUUCUACAUGGUAUCCAAAACAGAGCAGAGUGUUUAAAGAUCCAGAGAUGUAUUCCAGUCCAGAUCAGAGCCAGAUUCCCGCUGGAGUGAAAGACUAUCCAAGUCGGGCGCCGUGACGCUGCUUCACCUCUGGAAGCUGUGCGGCGAUGCGGCUGCUGCCUCUUCCUGUCUGUCGUUGAUGAUGAGUAUCCUAGCUCCGACUUGAUCUCUUCCACCUCCUCUGAGUGUAAGACGUGGAUUUUUGAAUCGGCCGUCUGACCAUCCUCACUGCGGUUUAUCAUGUUGCCCGUCUGUUUCCCAUGUCUGGUGCCUGAUCAAACCUCCGCGCACUAAUUUGGAUUUAUGCCGGUCAAACAUGGAUGGAGUUUAUUUUCUUUCAAACGUGGUUACAGUAAAUCUGGUAGGGUUUUUUUUUCUUUUCUCUCACUUUUAUCACACGUUUGAACACACUUGCACCUGCGAAGCGAGAAGAAAGCCAUACAUAGCCUUAAAGGAGACCCUGGAUCCCAGCUGGGGCUGCUGAAACCUUUUCUAUUACCUCAAGUAGCUAAACGUUAGGCUGCCAUUUCAUUUCUCCUCUGUUCGUCUUCCUUAUUUCCCCCCCUUUGAAGCGGCGUACGCAUCAUGAGUAAUCGCAUGGUGAAUCCCACGCUGAAAAAGCAGAAAUGAAAUGUCACGAGUUGGAAAACAAGCAUGUGAUCAGUUUGGCAACACUUCACAUGACAUCUGCGCUUUGUUGCUCUUUUGAUUGGUGGAUCUGAUGAAUGACUGAGUUUGAGCAGCUGGACCCAAAAAUACAAAUUGCCUCCGAUCCACUUCUUGUCAUCAUGUCAGACCCUAGCGAUUGUGAUGUAAAUGUUCUGGUUUUAAUACCGUAAAGAUUGUUAGUCAGGUUGAUGUUUUCUGAAGGGUUAGCUGAAACUGAAAGGGAGGCUAGCUUGUAGUUGUUACAUAAUGUCAGAAAUCUAAAACUUUGUAAUCAUCUGUGUUGUCCAGCAUACUGUGAAUGUUUGGCCUGCCUUUUAUUAUUGUCGUUUAUUUGUUUUUUGUUUGUUUUUUUGGUAAAUGGCCGAUGAACCACUUUGAGAGGAGCUUAACGACGACUUUCCGAGUUUGUGACCAUAAACAUUUUUCUUACAUUCUGCCUCUGACUUUUGUACUUUCUGUGAAGUUUUAAGACCCUUUGUUUUGUUUUUGUUUUCUAACACGCUCUGAGCGUUUUUACGCCUGAACAGAUCCAGGAAUCGCAUUCGCGCGCUAAAAUCUUGUCGCGUUCUCCUCUUUCGUUUGUCGGCCAGUGCAGUGGCUUUCAGCCGUUCCCAGGAAGUGAGUCAUUCCGACCCGGCGGGUGAGAAUGGAUCGUUUUCCUGUCAGCGAGAAUCAUUCAAAGACUCUGAUGUCAUUCGGCUGCACAUUAAAUAAUUGGCAGCUCUCUCCCCCUCUGUCAUUCUUCGGUCACAUUAUGUCUCACCGGUUUCUAACAGUCACACUUUUUAUGUUAAAGGUUGUAUAAAAAAAUAAAAAUAAAAAAUACAUAUCUAUGUUAUAAUCUUACCUAUAUUUGUUGUAAUUCUGUGCAGCAACGACGCACAUUUUCACUCAACAGAACCUCUUUGUGAUACUUGUUUAAUUUUAGGAAAUUAGAUUUCCUUAGUGCCUUUGUUGAAGUAACGAGCUCCGUGCAGACUAUCACCUCAGAGUAGUGACAGGAUUUUUGUUUAAAAAUGUGCUUUCGCCUAAUCUUGUAGAUAAAAAUGAACUUGAAUAUAUAGCUAAAUUGUUAUUAAAUAAGUCUAUAUACGUUUAAAAAAAAAAAAAAAAAAAGGUUUUAUUUUGAAACUUUUGACCCCAUCGGUUGUUUUGGCCAUCAUAUUUGUGCCAAAGAAUGCAAAAUCCAUUGACUAAUCAGAUGCAACUUAUUGUGACUUGGUGUAUGUAGCCUUUGAGAAAGAAAUGAAAAUACACCAAAAAAAAACAUUUUCAAACUAUGCCUUAACUCUCAUCUCCGUGUGAAACACGUCUAUUGUCAUCUAUUCUGUCUGUUGAUGCUUUCGUUCGGUUUUAUUUCGCGGCUUCUCGUGUGCUGUAAGGAGAAGCCGCGCAGCAUGGAGUAUUAAGCAUGUGUUCAUGUUAUUCUGUGUUGAGUCACUCUAAUAUAAAGUUAUAUCACCUUCA
Molecule: messenger RNA, 3898 nt
Organism: Poeciliopsis prolifica (blackstripe livebearer)
Lineage: Eukaryota; Metazoa; Chordata; Actinopteri; Cyprinodontiformes; Poeciliidae
Product: flotillin-2a
Exons: 11
Coding region: 183-1481 (432 amino acids)
Biological process (GO): protein localization to plasma membrane; regulation of myoblast differentiation
Cellular component (GO): plasma membrane
Source: RefSeq, a predicted model, not a curated record